Messenger RNA from Pseudonaja textilis, 4492 nucleotides. RefSeq names its product ubiquitin protein ligase E3 component n-recognin 7 (gene UBR7). Gene Ontology annotation, molecular function: zinc ion binding; ubiquitin protein ligase activity. Lineage: Eukaryota; Metazoa; Chordata; Lepidosauria; Squamata; Elapidae. The record is from RefSeq and is a predicted model, not a curated record. Gene Ontology annotation, cellular component: cytoplasm.
GUAUGCGCGGAAGCGUCGCCUGGCGGCAGGUUCUCGUUUUCCCGCCUUUUCCUCCUCCUCCCCCUCCUCCUCCUCCUCGGGCUUUUUGCGACGGAGCGAGCGAAGCAGCGACGUCAGGGAUAUGGAAAGGUCGGCGGCUGCUUCUGGCGCUCCAGAAGAGGAGGGCGGCAACGACAGCAACACUUCCACGGGCGGCGAAGAGGGGGACAGGAACGCCGAGGAGCCCGUCGUGUCGCUAGCCGAGGUGCUGGCCGAAAGCGAGGAGUUGGAGAAUGAAGCGCGCGCCGUGCUGGGCGGGAGCGACCACGAGCGUUGCAGUUACUCUCAGGGUGCUGUAAAGAGGCAGGCAUUGUAUGCCUGCAGUACAUGUACACCACCAGGUGAAGAACCAGCAGGGAUUUGUUUAGCAUGCAGCUAUGAAUGCCAUGGCUCUCACAAGUUAUUUGAGUUAUAUACAAAAAGAAACUUUUGUUGUGAUUGUGGAAACAGCAAAUUCAAAAGUCUGAAAUGCAAACUACAUCCUGAAAAGGCAACAGUGAAUCCAGCAAAUAAAUAUAAUGAUAAUUUCUAUGGAUUAUAUUGUGUUUGUAAAAGACCUUACCCAGACCCUGAUGAUGAGAUUCCAGAUGAAAUGAUCCAGUGCAUAGUUUGUGAAGAUUGGUUUCAUGGAAGGCAUCUUGGUGUUGUCCCUCCAGAUAGUGGAGAUUUUCAUGAAAUGAUAUGUCAGUCUUGCAUGGAUCAUUGCCCUUUCUUGUGGGCAUAUGCCUCGCAGUUAGCAGUUCCAACUGUGACCAAAGUUAUUGCUGCAGCUGAUAAUGGAACUGUGCUGAAUGUUGAAGAAACUGAAGUAAUCAAAAAUGAAAAUAGUAUAGAUCAAAUGAAGACUGAAGAUAAAAUAAUACAAAUUAAUGAACCAUCUACCAGUUCUGGAAAUGAAUGUUCAGUGCCAGUUAAGAAGGAAAUAGUGGUGUGCAAGCUGCAAGAAUUUCAAGCCAAGCAGAACCUGAAGCAAAAUAUAGCCACCUUCUGGCCACACAACUGGCGAAGCAAAUUGUGCACCUGCAAAGAAUGUGUGAAAAUGUAUUCUGAUAUGGAAGUCCCAUUCCUAACAGAUGAAUGUGAUACUGUCUUGGCUUAUGAAAAUAAAGGGACAAAUGACCAAGAAGCAGAUAGAAGAGAUCCUCUAAUGGACACACUUAACAGUAUGAAUAGAGUACAGCAGGUAGAACUCAUCUGUGAGUACAAUGAUUUGAAAACAGAAUUGACAGACUAUUUGAGAAGAUUUGCAAAUGAAGGAACAGUUGUUAAACGAGAGGACAUCCAGCAAUUUUUUGAAGAAUUUCAAUCUCGAAAGAGGAGGAGGGUAGAUCAGAUGCAGUACUACUGUAGCUAGAUUAAAUUGGAAGUCUUAAGAGACUACAUAUACAGUUAUCUGCUAAAUUCUGGGGUUUCCCUCCCAAUUUAAAUCUAACUUCUUGUUCAUCUUGAUUUGUGUCCUAGAAGGCUAAGUUUAUUAUUUGCAGCCAUAUGCAUACACCAAUUUCCUAGUAACUAUGCUGAGAAGUGAAAUGAUCAUGGAUUCACAGAUUGUCACUUAUGUCAAAGAAAGAGCUGGUUAGUUUUCAGAAGAUACCUACUGAUCGGUUUUUAAGACAGUAUGGGUGACAAUAUUUUUUUAUGACUUAAAGGAAAACCCUAGAUAAAGGUCUUAAUGAAUUAGCAUUCAGGGUCAAGAUACUUGUUUCUCAAAGAUUUAUUUGAAUGCAAGAUUUAGUAUCCACUUGGUUUUAGGACAUUCAUUAUGGUAUAUUCUGCUAGCUGUUGCUGUUAAAAAGCCAAUUUGGAUCAUUAUAUGGCUUGCUGAAUUAGUUGGCACAACUUUUAGCUAAAAUUAGACAUUCAUGAUUGUUGAAUGAAUAUGAUUGUGGCCAGAGUGUGUAUUAUAAACAGUGGUUAACUGUAGGCAAUGAUAGCGCAGAGGCUUAGUGAUAUUAUCAUCGAUACAUUUUGACUGAUUGCCAGCACAGAAUGUGUAAGUUGCUUUUUGGUAGGCUAUAUUUAUCAGGUUAAUCUAUUUACUUUUUAAGACUGAAAGGAGUAUCUGAAACAGACAUAAUGUAAUUGCAAAUGUUUAGGAAGAGCAGCCUACAAAGCUAUUUACCAAACUGUAAAAUAUGGCUGUGAUCUUUUGUAAUUAUGUUAGAGAAUACAAAUCCUUAAUACUGCAAAGAAUGUUUAAAACAUCAUUUAACUGUACAUCUAUUUUCUAUUGGUUAAAAUUAUCACCUAACUACUAGAAAUUCACAGCAAUCAUGCUGUAUACCAAUAACUCAAUAAAAUGGUAUUUUAAUUUUUAAGUUGGUGAGUGUGGUAAUAGUGAAGGCUAGUUCUAAACAUUUAAAGCUGAAAACACAUUAUGCAUUUGCUCAUCUAAUAGAAUGUUUCUGCCCAGUUCCCAUCAUCUUAGAAAACUUUGGCUGUUCAUGGACUAUGGUUUUUCUCAUUAUAUUUUAAAUUAAUUAAGAGUCACUGCUACAGCCAUAAGAUGUGGUUCUCUUGAGUGCAGUAUGGCUUUAUAUUGCUGUUAGAAUGGUAUGAAAAAUAACUAACUUUACAUUAGAAAUAAUAAGCAAUUGUCUUACAGAAUUAUUUAGGUAUGAUUGAUGCAGUAUGGUAAGUAUGCAUUGAAGAAGCAUUAGCAGGCAGUGUGUUUCAAUUUCAGCAAUCUUUGUUGACAUAAGGAGAACUUUCCAAAUAUUGUCAAGCUGCAAUUUGCUACAUGUUUUUACUCCUGACAAAAUAUAAUAGGACAGUAGGAAAUGAAAAUCUAUCCCUGCUAGACAGCAAUACCAAACAGAAAUUACCCCAAUGAAGUUGAGUUAUGACUCUAGGAUGUUAAAAUGCCAAAUGAUUAUCUUUUCUAUUCUACCCAGUAAGGAAUCUGAAAGUCCACAUAAAUCAACUAUUAGAUCUAAGCAAACUGUAAUAUAACUCAAAUUGAUCAAUUACAGAUUUAUUGUAACCAUUUGAUGUUACAAAAAGGUAACCUUUCUAAAGGAUAACCUACACCAGUACAUAAAAAAAAAUUUCAUGCACAAAAGUAGGAAUGAAGUUCUGUCAGGUAUGUCUGUUUGCUGUCUCAAAAGUUUUAUCACUAUCAAUUUAUUAAUGAUAUUGCACAGGUUCUUCUUUCCUACCUUUGUAUUUGGACACUUCUCACAUUACUGUUUUGAUGAUAAGCUAUGAAUAGAAUGCAAUAAUAUAGGGAGAGUUUGGCACUCUAGAAAUUAGAGUGCCAUUUCAAAGGCAAGCAACACAGACUGGAGUGCCUACCAUGACACACUUUGCUGUGUAUCCUACAGUCUGAGACUUGUUUAAGUCCUGGAUAUGCUAAUUUGUUAUGUCAUCCAAGUAUAACCAGUGGUGACAUAAUAGGAUCAUUCAUGGGAAGGAAAAUGGUUUCUUCCAAACCAGGAACAAACCAUCACAUUCCAGAAGUUCUGCUAAGCCAUUGAGAUCAGCUGCAGUUCACCAGGGACAAAAGACUGAGUAAUGUAUGAAUUUGCGCUAAAACAAUCUAAAUGUACAGAGUAAUUCUACAAGGCAAGUAAGAUGGCUGGUGUGCAUCACUUUCUCCAGUGGAUCCAGCAUGGCACAUCCCACCCAACCACUUACUUCUCCAAAUCUUCCCAGUGCUUUCCCUUCCUUCAGUUACUGCUGCCAAUAUUCUUAGCUCUUUUUCCCUACCCUGUACGACUUUGUCCCAGAAAAAAAACCAUCCGUUUUAUUUCAUGUAUGGGCCAAAGUAUGCUUCAGUUUGGAUAUGGAUUACUUGAAACAUUUCAUACAGCCAUAUUUACAUUACCAUUCCUAUAAGUGGUUUGACUUAAUGACUGGCCAGAAAUCAAGUGAGCUCUGUAACAAACACUUUGGAACAGGAUACAGAAUAUAUUUAGUUAAGACAGCUUUGAUAGACCAUGAGGUCUUAAGGCAAUUCAUUUAGUUUCAAUAUCAGAAAGUCACUGAAAGGCAGAGUAAGCCAUUCACAGCUGGAAUGUGGUAUGGUUAAGCUUCCUGUCAAGCAGCAAGUAAUAUAGUCAACACUUCCAACGCAGAUGAGACAAAAAGAAAACACCUUUUAAUAUCUUGCUUAUAGGUGAAAUGGUCCCAGUAUAGAAAACAAAUCUGUAAGUAUAGAAUUAAAACCAACAAAAAAUAAGCUUUCUUCAGAACUCAAUUAACCUGAAAGUUAAAUGACUAGUGCAAAAGAUGAAAAGUGGGCAUAAAAGAAUCCUAAAAUUUGAGAUGAGAGUUUUAUGAAUAUAUUGAAAACCUUAAGAUUGUCUCCUUACCUAUAUUCUACCUCCAUAACCUUUCCAAUUAUUUGAGAACAUAUGCUAGGAUCUUCAUCAUGGUCUGCUUUUUCUUUUCCUUCUACUUUUAAUGUUCAUUAAAUGGCACUUGAAUUGUUUCAAAUAAAGAUAUUGCUACU